AUGGCUUCCUACCUUCCUGGUGCCAUCACCAUACCCUUAACAAAAAGUACAGAUUACUUGAAGAGUACAAUUGGUGGUUUGACUUGGGGUCCCGUCCUUUCUCUCUCAAAGACUGCUGUCACUUCAUUAUUCGGACGAAUUGAGCGUGGUACACUACUUGUUACUGAUGUCGAAACUGGAACCACAUUAUGUUACGGGGCGAAGAUUGCCAAAGAACCCAAGGUCGACGGCGUUAAUGGCCAUUAUCCUUCAAGGAAAGCUGGUGCAGCAAGAAAGAUAGAAUUGAGGGUUAUCAAUCAAGCAUUCUGGGUGCGAUUAUUCUUAUUUGCCGACAUGGGCUUCGCGGAGGCGUAUAUGUUGGGAGAAGUUGAAUGCGAUGAUUUGACUGGGUUUUUUGAGCUUUUUAUCCAAAAUCGUAAUCAACUCGCAAAUGCAACAACCCUAACUUCAUCUAUCGCCGCGACCAUCACAGGACUCGCCCGAAGUACGAAUACCCUCUCCAAUUCUCUCCUCAAUGUUUCCGCGCACUACGAUAUCUCCAAUGAAAUGUUCGCCGCAUUUCUUUCGGAAGAUAUGACAUAUUCAUGUCCAAUAUGGAAACCCAUUUCUAGCAUCUCUUCCGAGUCUGAAGAAGAACCUCUUGAAGAAGCACAAAAUACGAAACUCGAUCGAUUUAUAGACGGAGCGCGAAUCAAAUCCACAGAUCAAGUAUUAGAAAUCGGAACUGGAUGGGGCUCAUUUGCUAUCCGAGCCGUUCAACGAACAGGAUGUCGGGUGACAAGUUUAACAUUAUCGAUCGAGCAAAAAGCUUUGGCUGAAAAGCGCAUAUAUGCAGCUGGUUUGGCGGACAGAAUCGAAGUAAAACUGAUGGACUAUCGAGCCCUACCUAUUCCAAAACAACCUUAUGAUAAAAUAAUCUCAAUAGAGAUGCUCGAAGCUGUCGGAGCAGAAUACCUUGAAACAUAUUUCUCAUGUAUUCAUCGACUAUUAAAACCCGAUGGAAUCGCUGUAUUUCAAUGCAUUACCAUGCCAGAAGGUCGAUAUGAAGCAUACGCAAAAGGAGAGGAUUUUAUUAGAAAAUAUAUAUUUCCAGGUGGACAUCUUCCUUCCAUUACUCAAUUAAUUGAUAAUAUUACCAAAGCCUCGGAAGGAACAUUGGUGGUAGAAAAGGUAGAAAACAUCGGAGGACAUUAUGCGAAAACUUUAAGAUUAUGGAGGGAAAAGUUCCUAGCGAAUUUCGAAACGAGGAUUAGACCCGCGUUGAUGGCAGAGCAUGAAGGGAUGGGUGAGAGAGAGGUUGAAGUUUUCAGAAAGAAGUGGGAGUAUUAUUUCACAUAUUGCGAAGCAGGAUUCGCGACAAAGACACUAGGAGAUGCGAUAAUUACGGUUGGGAGAGAGGGAGCUUUGGAAUUGAUGCAUGGUAUACCCUUAUAA
Molecule: messenger RNA, 1434 nt
Organism: Sclerotinia sclerotiorum 1980 UF-70
Lineage: Eukaryota; Fungi; Ascomycota; Leotiomycetes; Helotiales; Sclerotiniaceae
Exons: 3
Coding region: 1-1434 (477 amino acids)
Source: RefSeq, a predicted model, not a curated record